This is a messenger RNA of Syzygium oleosum, 965 nucleotides long. Its product is annotated as thioredoxin H2-like. The record is from RefSeq and is a predicted model, not a curated record. The coding region runs from base 265 to 693 and encodes 142 amino acids. NCBI's taxonomy places the organism in Eukaryota, Viridiplantae, Streptophyta, Magnoliopsida, Myrtales, Myrtaceae. The transcript has 3 exons. Gene Ontology annotation, molecular function: protein-disulfide reductase activity.
AACGAAUAUUGCUUUGUCCCACCAGUCAGUUAAAUGGAGAAACGCCAUGUCGAUGGAGCACUAUCAUGGUCAGAAUCUAUUCCUGAAGCACCAACCACGACGAAAAUUUUCGAUUUGCCGCCUUUUAUUGGUGUAUAAAACCCCACCAACUCCUCAAUAGCUCAAGCCAAGCAAGCACCUCACAAUCCCCAAGCAUUUGCUAGCUUUUGCAUCACCAAUUAGCAAUCGCAUUGUGGGGGAAAAAGGGAAAAAGAACAAGAACUGAUGGGACAGAACUUGUCUUCUGGAAAUUACCACGAGUGGGCUACUGCAGAGCCAAGCCGUGUCAUGGCGUUUCACUCCAAAUCUCAAUGGGAAGAGCAUUAUAAUGCGUCGAAAGGGACUGACAAGCUGAUGGUGAUCGACUUCACGGCCACAUGGUGCGGACCUUGCCGCUGGAUGGAGCCGACGAUCGACGAGCUCUCUGCGACGUUUGCUGACGUCGACUUCAUCAAGAUCGACGUCGAUGAGUUGAUGAAUGUGGCGAGGCAAUAUGGUGUGCAGGCGAUGCCGACGUUCUUGCUGAUGAAGAAUGGGAAGGUGGUGGACAAAGUGGUUGGUGCCAAGAAGGACGAGCUCAGGAACAAGAUUGAGCAACACAGCAACAAGUCACAGCCAUACCUCCAUAGCAAUUCGUACCACUAUGCAAUAUGACCGCCGCCUCGUGUGCAGUCGACAAAGUAUGAUCGGCCCGUGCCUUCCGCGGUUAAAUAAGAACGCGUUCGCGUUCGUCUCUCCUGCUAUAGUCAUGGAGUUUUUAUUAGUCGGAAUAGUCACGGAGUUUGCGUUGUCACUUUUAUAUCGAAAACCACUCUUUCUCUUUAGUAUUUCUUUGGACUCGGUUGCUGAGAAAAAGACGACACACAAGCAUAUUCACUGCCAAAGAUCAUGCUUGAAUAAUAAUCAUCUUCCAUGAGUUUCUUGAA